AUGCGGGACGAUGGAUUAACAGCCUUCCCCGGAGCCCGCCGCCGCCGCCGCUUCUGUUUCACCGCCGACCCCCUGUGCACCUCGGGAUUAUUUCAGCUCUCAGCGACCUCCCUGACCUCCUCUCUCGAGAUGACCGAGGAAUAUGUUCUGCGCUGCGUCCUGAUGCUCUGCUGCGCGCUGCUCUCGGCCAACGCGAGUAACUGGCUGUACCUGGCCAAGCUGUCGUCAGUGGGAAGCAUCAGGGAUGAGGAGACGUGCGAAAGGUUACGAGGCCUCAUCCAGAGACAGGUCCAGAUCUGUAAGCGCAGUGUGGAGGUGAUGGAUGCAGUGCGUCGAGGAGCCCAGCUGGCUAUAGACGAGUGUCAGUUCCAAUUUCGCAACCGCCGAUGGAACUGCUCCACUCUGGAGAGCAUGCCUGUGUUUGGCAAAGUGGUCACCCAGGGCACCCGUGAGGCAGCCUUUGUGUAUGCCAUCUCAGCAGCCAGUGUGGCGUUUGCGGUCACAAGAGCCUGCAGCAGCGGAGAGCUGGAAAAAUGUGGCUGCGACCACAAUGUACAUGGAGUCAGUCCAGAGGGGUUCCAGUGGUCGGGCUGCAGUGAUAACAUUGCAUAUGGAGUGGCCUUUUCCCAGUCCUUUGUGGAUGUGAGGGAGAGGAGUAAAGGCCAGUCCUCCAGUCGAGCUCUCAUGAACCUGCACAACAACGAGGCUGGCAGGAAGGCCAUCUUGUCCCACAUGCGUGUGGAGUGCAAAUGUCACGGCGUGUCAGGCUCCUGCGAGGUAAAGACCUGCUGGAAAGCCAUGCCACCCUUUCGCAAAGUGGGCAAUGUCAUCAAGGAGAAGUUUGAUGGUGCCACUGAGGUGGAGCAACGCAAGGUGGGCACCACCAAAGUCCUGGUGCCUCGCAACUCCCAGUUCAAACCUCACACAGAUGAAGAUCUGGUCUACCUGGAUCCAAGUCCAGAUUUCUGCGACUAUGACCCGCGAACGCCGGGCAUGCUGGGCACGGUGGGACGCCAGUGUAACCGAACCUCGAAGGCCAUCGACGGCUGCGAGCUGAUGUGCUGCGGCCGCGGCUUCCAGACGCAGGAGGUGGAGGUGGUGGACAGGUGCAGCUGCAAGUUCCACUGGUGCUGUUACGUCAAAUGCAAACAGUGCCGAAAAAUGGUGGAGAUGCACACUUGCCGGUGAUGGGAGUUGGGGGCACAGAGAGCACUGCUGAUGAACAAAACAAACGCCCCACACUCCUGCUCAAUUACAAGGACAGAGGGAGCAAGGAGGACUUGUGGACCUCCCUCUUCUCCGGCUUGAAACCACCCCACCCUCCUACUACUGGUCAGCGGAAACAGACUGAGUGGCUUAGAAGUCAAAUGUCAUCCUAUUCAUUUAAUGCCACCUUAAUGCAGUUCAGUAGAUUAUGCAUGGGAUUUCCUACAAAGCUACAGAGGCAGUUUGUUUCUUCUCAUGUAGAGAGCAUCUUUCACUUUCUGUCUCCCUCCCUCACUCUCAUAUUUGCUUUGUCAUUGAUGCUUCUUAUUUUUGUAAUGUUUAACUUAUUUGUUGAGACUGAGGAGAUUGACGGGAGGUGGACCUAGAAGAAAGGGA
Centropristis striata (black sea bass) is the source of this 1602-nucleotide messenger RNA. RefSeq names its product wingless-type MMTV integration site family, member 4 (gene wnt4). The record is from RefSeq and is a predicted model, not a curated record. Gene Ontology annotation, molecular function: cytokine activity; frizzled binding. The transcript has 6 exons. Bases 1 to 1188 code for a protein of 395 amino acids. NCBI's taxonomy places the organism in Eukaryota, Metazoa, Chordata, Actinopteri, Perciformes, Serranidae. Gene Ontology annotation, biological process: cell fate commitment; neuron differentiation; multicellular organism development. Gene Ontology annotation, cellular component: extracellular region.